AACGCAAUAGCCCACCUCCCACACGGGGCCACACACGGUCCAAUUCACUCAGGCUGACCCAGCUGACCGCCGACCGACGAGCCGAGACCCCGACGGGCGGCGACGCCUGGACCCCUAGGCGAGGCGGCUCCGGCUUGCCGGCGUGCGGUGGCCGGCGUUGAUCGAGCAGCGUAGCGGCUUGCAGGUCGGCGUUGACCACGGUGAACGAAGAACGGGCGGACGGCGGUGGGAGUCCCACGCCGCCGCGCCCAGGGCCCCAGGCACCACCGCACCAGCGGGUGCGCGGGCGGCGUGGCGCUUGCGGGCCGGCUGCGGCUGACCGUUACCGGCUGUGCGCCUGUGCUUGCGCGGCAUUCCUCUGCUGAUAGCAAGACAACAACCACGGUUUUCAUGUUUUCAUUAUUUUGUGCCAUGCAAUUUGAUAAUGUUUGUGAAUUUGUGAUAAAUUGACAAUGAUGUCAUGAGCAAAAUUUUUGUGAUAAAUUGACAUAGAACAAUUUGUGUUGUUGGUACUCAACUAUGUGGUAUGAAUCUGUACUUUAGGCUGUCAAAAAAAAUCAUCCUUUGAAAAUUUUGAAUACCUUUCCCCAGAUCAUGGACCCGCCCCUCAUGCAUCCCAUCCCCGUACACAAGGAUAUUCAUCAAUGUCAUGCUGUGCUUACUGUUUAUUUAAUAGUGCGCAGCACAACCUGUACUAAUUAGUGAGCUUCAACAAGUGAGAUUAUUCCUACUUGGACGAAUGAUAGAAGGAAAAUUUUUCAAAAGGCUGAACAGGCACAAGAUUAUGUCCUGGUUUCCACGGCACCUGUGCACCCCUGUUUCUUUUCAGCUUUCUACAACCUCUCAACAUCACAAAUUCCACCAUUUGAGUUUGGAUUCUGAACAUUUGUAUGCACUAAAUACUCCAGAACACUUCCUCAUGUUUGUACAUAAAAGUCACAGCUCUCUGAACAUUCCGGAUAUCUUGGUUGGUGGAAACUUUGCCAAUGCUAAUUUUCUUCCCAAAGCUUCUCGUUCGCAUUGCAAUUCUCUUUUCUGUCGAGCUAAAAAAUUGAAGAAUUACUAAUUUUUUUAGAAGAAAAUACAUGUACUGGCCUAGCGAGGUUCUGUGGUAGGGCCAUAGGGGAUGAGAACAGAUAUAUAGUCUUUCAUAUGGCAUAGUUGGAGGUCGAUAUAUGGUUACUCAAAAUUCACUUCAGAAAUCACCUUCCCUCAACGAGUGGAUGUUGAUUGUCCUUUCUUUAUUGAGAACUGAAUUGCUAACUAAACUGCAUGUUACUUUAUGUUUCAGGAAAAAAGAGCAAUAAGUAGAUAAUCCUAUGCAUUGGUUAUCUUGAAGAUUCUCUGUUUAUUACAAAUGCCGAUUGAUCUUAUUUCUGGUGCAGGAUCACUGCAGGAAAGGAAGCAUACGGUCAUCAUGGUUCACUCAAGAACAGGUAUAUGGUGAUGGAGGUCUUCAUUGAUGCUGGCAGAGGUGAAUCUGAUCCUGUUAUCCUCACUCAAUUCAAUGUAACCAAAGUAAUCAGAGACAGCAUUCAACUCAACUUUGGGCAGUUUGGCCUAGCUGCAUCUCUUGGAGCAUUGCAAGUGAAGUAUGUUAAUCCUGUAACAAAGCUUUGCAUAAUUCGAGUGUCACGUGAUGACCACCAGAAAGUAUGGACUGCCAUUACAAUGGUCAGGAGCAUUGGGAAGAUUCCAGUAUCGUUCAACCUGCUGGAUGUGAGUGGAAGCAUCAGGGCAUGCAGGACAGCCGCACUGGAGUGCGACAAAGCAAAGUUUGAGCAGUACAAGCUGGCUGCUGGUGACUGUAUCAUGCCGGAGAUCAUCCUGUCUGUACAGAACUGCUUUGACAAAAUUAGAGGGCUAGAGAGCUAAUGAAUUGGUCUUUAUUCCAUCUCCUGUUUUAGUCUAGCAAUCUCUUGUCUGUGGGUGAAAUAAAAAGAAAGAAACAUUCAGUGCAUUGUGUAGAAUUGAGACCUUAUUGCCUGAACAGGAUGGAACUAAGGUGACAACUUUCUCCUCGUGCAAUGGCUGUGUUUAUAUGACGGCUGUUUGAAGUCUUGAAGACGGCAAAGGUGGGCCCUCUGCAGUAUGACGCCGGAGCCAAGGACCUCCAGACUUUCAGAGCCUUCCUAGCUCAUGCUAGGGUCGCUUUUCUUUCUUUAUUUGCUGCCCUUGUGUUGCAAUUUGUAAAGAUGUUUUAGGUGGCUUGCGUCUUGAUUUGUUGCUUUUCUCUUAAUUAAUAACAUGACGCCGGAAGCUGUUAUAGGCGUCUGAUUUGUUUCA
This is a messenger RNA of Panicum virgatum (switchgrass), 2286 nucleotides long. Its product is annotated as probable ribonuclease P/MRP protein subunit POP5. Gene Ontology annotation, cellular component: ribonuclease P complex. The transcript is spliced from 3 exons. Bases 1441 to 1875 code for a protein of 144 amino acids. Gene Ontology annotation, biological process: tRNA 5'-leader removal. Lineage: Eukaryota; Viridiplantae; Streptophyta; Magnoliopsida; Poales; Poaceae. The record is from RefSeq and is a predicted model, not a curated record.